Chondrus crispus (carragheen) is the source of this 957-nucleotide messenger RNA. RefSeq lists its product as hypothetical. The coding region runs from base 1 to 957 and encodes 318 amino acids. The transcript has a single exon. The record is from RefSeq and is a predicted model, not a curated record. Gene Ontology annotation, biological process: maturation of LSU-rRNA; maturation of 5.8S rRNA. Gene Ontology annotation, cellular component: nucleolus; preribosome, large subunit precursor. Lineage: Eukaryota; Rhodophyta; Florideophyceae; Gigartinales; Gigartinaceae.
AUGCAGCAUGAUGAUGUCAUUUGGGGUACACUUAACAACCACUUUUGCAGCUACAAGGUAAAGACAGUGAAACAAAAGUUUUGUCGAAACAAAUACAACCUCACAGGUCUCUGCGAGAAAAAGUCUUGUCCGCUGGCUAAUUCUCGUUAUGCAACUAUAGUUGAGAACAAUGAUGCCCUUUACCUUUUCAUCAAGACAGCUGAGCGAGCCCACUCUCCGAGGAAUCUAUGGGAGAGGAUCAAACUCUCGCCCAACUAUCGUCGAGCUCUGACGCAGAUUGAUAAGCAUCUUGAAUACUGGCCAAAGUUUCAGGUCCACAAAGCGAAGCAAAGACUCACGAAGAUGACGCAGUACUUGAUACGAAAACGUCGGAUACUGCUGCGCAGCAAAACACGCUUGGUUGGAGUUAAAAAGAAGCUCGAACGUCGGGAGGAAUCUAGAGAAAAGAAGGCUAUUACGGCUGCUAAGCUUGAAACAGCAAUCGAAAAAGAGCUACUGGAGAGGCUUCGCAGUGGUGCUUACGGGGAUAUUUACAACUUUGCGCAAGAUCACUACGAGAAGGUUUUGGAGACCGAAAUAGGAGAGGAAGAAGAGAUGGAGGAAGAACUUGAGAGUGGUGAUGAAUAUGAAGCCGAGAUCGAGGCUGAGUCGGAUGACGAGCUCGACCGAGACAUUGAGGAAGCGGGUCCGCUUGCAGUAUCCGGCGAUUUUGAUUUUGACAGUCACAGCGACAGUGAGGAUGACGAUAUAGGCGGCGCUGGCGUUGAUCGAGACAUCGGUCAAGACGAGGUCAAGGAUUAUGUUCGUAAACGAGCUCGCAGCCGCGCAAAGGCCGGGUCGGAUGAUGCAUUGGAGAAAAAGCGGAGAAAGGGUCGUCGAUUGCGGAAUUCACGAGGGGGUGUGCGGGUUGAGGUGGAAUACGAAAGAGAAGCGGAUGCGGAGGCACAGGAUCAUUAA